Serpula lacrymans var. lacrymans S7.9 is the source of this 774-nucleotide messenger RNA. RefSeq lists its product as uncharacterized. The transcript has a single exon. Bases 110 to 400 code for a protein of 96 amino acids. NCBI's taxonomy places the organism in Eukaryota, Fungi, Basidiomycota, Agaricomycetes, Boletales, Serpulaceae. The record is from RefSeq and is a predicted model, not a curated record.
CUCCAGUGAUGACUCGGAUAAGUAGGAGCUACAUGAAUGUGACAAGUUCGAGUUCUCCACCUUUAAUGAAAAACCAGUCCCAGGAAUGACGAGUCAUUGAUUCGACCUUAUGGUGAUAAGAAACUGUGGUACUGAAGCGGUAACCAGCUAUAAGAGCGUAUUCGGAACGACUUCAAAAUAUGCCGGUAACAUCGGGCGAAGCAACAGCAAAAGCUUGAUGUAUGUGAGGAAGAGAGAGUAUAGACCACUAGUCUUGGACCAUGAAAUGCGAGGCGGAAUAUUACGAGCCAAGACCAACGACUCGGGUGCGGGCACGUCCAACGUAAAAAGCCAGAAACUUGUUAUUAGUAUGCAAGCCAGUAGCGGGGUGCUGCUGCUGCCACAUGCAGGACAACUUUAACGGUCACAUGGAUGUAGUGUAGACUUAGCUAUUGUGAGUCAAUUAGGAGUGUCAUUGAAGAAGCUCCCCAUUGAAUUAAAUUAUGGACAGCAUUUUGCACAAGUCUGCCGAGUAAGGGCCAGUUAUGGACCAUAUAGCCUGAGACGCUACGAUAACAUACGAGGAGUGUACCAUAAAUGAGUUGAAUUUGACUUCAGAUGGCUACUUCGAAGCGUCCUCGUGCCAGCCUGGAUGCCAGUGCACAGAAGGGCGCAGGUUGACCAUCUACCACAUAUUGUUCUUCAUUUUGAUAAUUUGAAAAACAAUACUGUUAGCGUUAGCAAAAACAAAAAAAACAAAAAACAAAAAAAAAACAAAAAAAGGUUGCCAAAGUG